Messenger RNA from Manihot esculenta (cassava), 3360 nucleotides. Its product is annotated as GDSL esterase/lipase At5g03980-like. Gene Ontology annotation, molecular function: hydrolase activity, acting on ester bonds. Lineage: Eukaryota; Viridiplantae; Streptophyta; Magnoliopsida; Malpighiales; Euphorbiaceae. The transcript is spliced from 2 exons. The record is from RefSeq and is a predicted model, not a curated record. The coding region runs from base 634 to 1740 and encodes 368 amino acids.
UCCCCAGAAGAGCAGUAAGAUCAAAUUUUAUGUUAUGUUGUGUAUUACCAAAUUGUGUUGUGUGUUGAUUAAGAGAGAAUAGCUGAAGAUAUGUUGGCGAUAUGUUUGAGAUUCAGGUUUUAUCAAUCUCUGUACUUUAUCAAAUAUGAAAUAAAUGCAGUUCAUUUCAUUUUCCUUGUUUUAUAAAAUCAUUGUUUUGUUGCUUAUAAACUUUAAAAAUCUUACAUUCUUGGACAUUUGAAUUUGGCAUCAACGUUAAUCUUGAAUUCCAAAAUUAAUAUUUUGCAACUGAUUUUAUAUUUAUGCUAGGGUGCAAUUAGAUACUAACUUUUUUUAUUGUAAAAGUAAAUUUAGUUGUCGGUAUCAAGACCAUCAAGUUUAUUCAUGGAUCUUCCAGAAUUGUGAAGGCAGGGGACCAUCUUUAUUCUUAUCCAACCAGAUGUGAUUUCGAUUUGCUGGUUAUAUCGAUGUGCUAAACUUGGAUGAUCAGAUUUUCUCAACUCUCCUGAUUCUACUGGGACUUGAUUAAAGGCAAAGUUUACGAGCUCCUAUAUAAGCCAACUCCUGUACUCUGCCCCCGCAUUCUCGAUCUUUUCAUCCUCGUUCAUAUAGUUUUUUCACACAAAUCCCAACAUGCUUCGCACCAAAGCCUCUGCAAUUUUGUGCAUAUUCCUCCUGCUCCAUGUGAGUGCUGCCCAACAAGGGCAAGGGCCGAUAUGUCCCUUUCAGGCCAUAUACCAGUUUGGAGAUUCAAUCUCUGAUACAGGCAACCUUAUUCUCGAAGGUCCUGUGGGAGCAGCAUCUUAUGCUGCUCGUCUUCCUUAUGGUGAAACAACCUUUCACAGGCCUACAGGCCGCUGCUCCAAUGGACUUCUCAUGAUCGAUUACCUUUCUACGGCUCUUCAGCUUUCUCUUCUCAACCCUUACCUGAAAAGAGGUGUUUCGUUUGAUCAUGGUGUCAACUUUGCAGUAGCGGGAAGUACAGCACUCAACAGUUCAUUCUUUACAGCAAGGGGAAUUCGAGCUCCGUCUUCUGAUAGUCCUCUAAGUCGUCAGCUUUAUUGGUUCAGAACACAUCUAAGCUCUGUUUGCCAUACAUCAGGAGACUGUGCAAGAAUUCUUAGGAGGGCUCUUUUCCUGGUGGGUGAAAUAGGAGGCAAUGACUACAACUAUGCAUUCUUCCAAGGGAAACCUAUCGAAGAAAUUCGGACAUAUGUGCCCUAUGUGGUCGGAGCAAUAGUUAAUGCUGUAAGAGAAGUGAUUCGCCUUGGUUCUGUAAGGAUUGUUGUUCCUGGAAACUUCCCUGUCGGAUGUUUUCCUAUAUAUCUCUCCUCAUUUCCUUCAACAAAUCCUUUAGCUUAUGAUGAUAAGGGUUGCCUGAGUGGACUAAAUGAAUUCGCGUCGUAUCAUAACAGUUAUCUUCAACAGUCUCUGGCCUUGCUCAGACAGGAAUUUCCUCAUGCAGUGAUCCUCUAUGGUGACUAUUAUACUGCCUUCCAAUCAGUUCUCCGUAACCCAUAUCUGAGAUUUGAUCAAACAGCCCUUUUGAGAGCUUGCUGUGGCACUGGAGGGUUAUAUAACUACGAUGGAAGUAGGAUGUGUGGGUCGCCUGGUGUGUUUGCUUGCCCUAAUCCGCAUCAACACAUUAGCUGGGACGGUGUGCAUUUGACACAGGAGGCCUAUCACCACAUGUCAGAGUUUCUCAUUAGCAGCAUUCUUUCUAAUAUCCAGUGCGUCUGAUAGAGCUAGAUCAUUAGUUCUCUUCUUUAGAAACAAUAUUAUGUAAUUUGCCUUUAUUUUGUUUUUUUUUUUCCCUGAGUAUUAGAUAGGUAAUAGUUAAAAUUUCUUUCGUGCUAUUUCUUUAUCCAAUUUGUUAAUCAUGAAGCCUGGGCUUUAUUCUCAUUUAAUAUUUUUGAGGCUUUAUUAAUCCUUUUGUGAUUUGAUUUUUGUAUAUACCUGAACUAUAUAUCGAGUUCUGCAAGUUCAUUAGGCAGCCGGCGGCGGCUGGUGUAAUUCUACAUACAGCCUAGUCUUUUCAUGGGGAUCCUUGAAUUUUUGUUUCUUUAACAGUAGAGUGACAUUGUUAAACUUUUCUUAAAAUACCAAAAAAAUAUUUAGACCAAAUUCAGUAAGCGACCAUUUUUCUGGGGUUUGCGUAAUGAUACAUCAGACUGUUCAUGUCAACAAAUGCAGUUUUGUGCAGUUGCUUCCUUAAUCAGCCAGAUACAAGCCCUGGCUAGGCUAUUACAUAUGCACUAAUGCUUGGCUCAAUGUUCUUUUAUUUAUCGGCCUAGAUUUACUUCCUUUUUUCAGGGGGCUAGAGAUAAGGUAAUUGUGUUAAUAUUUAGCUGCCAAGUGGGUUUAGCUUCUAGCCCACAAAGCCCAAGUUAGAGGGGAUAAAAAAAUGCUAACCCAAGACCAAUUACAACCAACGGCUCAAUGGCCCAUCUAAGGUGAGGGCUGGCUAAUGAGGAACAACAGACUCUAUCGCUGCCAAAGCCCCAUCUCCCACCAAGCCUGGGAGAGGACAACACAGAAGCAAAACACACAGAUCAGGCAGAUUUUGCGGAUGAAGAUGACAGAAUUUAUUCGGUGCAAUUAUUCUAUAUAAAAUAGAUGUGCUUGAUUAUUGAUUACGAUGGAAAACUAUGUGGAACCACUCUACAUACAAGUUUGUAUCCUAUAAUUUCUUGUAAGACGAGUGCAAUAUUCACUUUAUGAAAUAGGUUCGUUUACAUUUUCUGUGCCCUAAAAAAGAAAGUAUACAAUAACGAGUUGUGAGGGUUCAAAUUCUAGUUUACCAAAAUUAGUAUAUCAGUUGUAAUUUGAUUUGAUGAAUGAUCUUUAAUUUUGUAAAGUGCAACUGUAGCAGAUCCAUCUUGUGCCUAUGACAAGAAAACAUAAUAAAAGGUUUCAUGUUUUAUGUUCACUAUAGAUGUCUCCUUCAAUAUUGUAUCAGCUUUCUUUAUUUUCUGUCGUUUUAGUGGCAGAAAAAAUGUGAAAAAAAGAGAGAGAGAGAGAAAGAAGAAGAAAAAGAGAAGUAAUUUAAGUGAAAAGGAAAUAUUUUUUAAUUGGUAUUUUUCUGGAAAUUGCACAUAACCGAUUCUGAAAUUGAAUGGCGUUAAUUGGUGUAUUGGCUGGGGGUUUUCCGAGAGCGGAUGGACUCUAAAUUAAUUGUGAUAAGUUUGUCCGUUACAUUCUACAUUAUACUUUGUUUUUUUCCCCGUUCUUGGCAUAGCUUCCACUUCCAAUUGUGAAGACUUUUAAAGAGUUCUUCAAAAAAAAGUUAACAUGUCAACUUCAGGUUGAGGUUCCUUUCUCCAACAACUAGUUCUAUUUUGCUUAUAAACUCAAGGCUGG